Molecule: messenger RNA, 789 nt
Organism: Aegilops tauschii subsp. strangulata
Lineage: Eukaryota; Viridiplantae; Streptophyta; Magnoliopsida; Poales; Poaceae
Source: RefSeq, a predicted model, not a curated record
GCCAGUUCUUCUUAGGCAUUGCUUCCAUUCUCCUUCACCUGCUCCACCACCCAUAUAUUUAGUACCAGCACUAGCAUCUCCCACCGGGCCAUCACUUGUACUACCUCAGGAAACCCAGCUCAUUUGGAUCAACAUACAGAUCAUGAGGUCUUCACUUAUGGUCCUGGCUUCUCUUCUCCUUCUCCUGGUUCUGGCUACAACAGCACAUGGGAUUCGGCUGGACAGGCACCUGCAUGAGGCACUCGGCAACAAGCAGGAACAACUGGCCGGGCAGCCACAAAAAUCCAAUGACGCCGCUGAUUCUACCGGCAGCAGCAAGCCCUGCACGUCGGAUGGGAAUUGCUCAGGAAAGGCGAAAAAGCCACCGUCGCCGCACACUCACGCCGAACCGGAAGAGGCAUCAGCCAAGCAUCAGAUACCCCCGAAGAGGAAGGACGGUCACGCUCAGGUGACCAGCCACGGCGAGCAGGAGGAAGCGCCGUUGCCACGGCAACCGCAGCAGAAGACAUGGUCGCGCCGGACGCUGCCGCGGCGGCCAAAACAGCAGGAGACGAGGACGUACCCGGACCUGAUCGACAUCGCCGGGAUGGACUACUCGCCGGCCGCCAGAAAGCCUCCCAUCCACAACUGAAUCUAACGAGGGCACACGGAUCGAUCGAUAUAUUGGAGCUGAAGUACCUAGUUUAUUAUUAUAGUAGAUUACCAGUACGCGGCUACUGGUUUAUUAGUUUUGUGGAGCUACUAUUAGCUUAUGGAUCCUCAUGGAAUAGAAUAGUGCGGUACAGCUAA